AUGGCUCUAGCAGCUCGGUAUCUGGGCCGUUCAGCCCUUUCAGUGGCCCGGAGAUGUCCAAUUGUUUUCCCCGUUCGGUCGUUUUCCGUCUCUCCGUCGAGUUUCCUGCCAGACCCUCACUCAGAAGAUGUGCCGCCUAUGCCGGAAUACUCGCCGGACCUCCUCACGAAGGAGGAGCGGUCAAUGUAUGACAUGAUGUCUCCUGAAGAGCAGGCCGAAUUUGAUGCCGAGAACCGUCGUAUGGUGGAAGAAUUCAACGACCCGCAGAAGCGAGCGGCAAAGCUCGCCGAGAUCGACAGGAGCGUGGCGGAACUGGACCGGGACGGCUUUCGAUUCGAAGACGUACGGGAGAAGAGAGCCGGCUUCUGGGCUGAUGGGGAGGAGGACGAAUUCGGCAUGGUCGAGGACGCCGAUGACGAGUUCCGGGACGACGAUAUAACCUCCAUGGCUCAUGCGGAGCUUGAAGUGCAUCGGGAGAUUCGAGAGUAUGCUCGGAUCGCGGCCUGGGAUAUGCCAUUGCUGAGCAGUAAGAACCCCCUCCUCAAGUUUCCUUUGAAUUAUACUAAUCUGCGAUCCCCAGAGCUGGCCAAACCGUUCACCCUUCCCCCCGAAACUCAUAUCCUUCGUUUCCGCUACACCUCCUACAUGGGCGAGGAGCACCCUGCGGAGAGCAAGGUCGUCGUUGAAGUGAGCUCCAAGGACUUGACACCCAAGUACUUGUCUGAGGCACAGCGCCAGACGUUCCUCAAGCUCGUCGGCCCGCGGUACAAUCCGGAGACUGACAUUGUACGCAUGUCCUGCGAGAAGUUCACCACCCCUGCACAGAACAAGCGGUACCUGGGUGAUCUUGUCGAAACCUUGAUCAAGGAGGCAAAGGAGGGCGAUUCCUUCAGCGAUAUUCCCCUCGACCUCCGACAUCAUAAACCACAACGGAAGCUCCGCUUCCCGGAGUCGUGGAAUAUGACCGAGGAGCGCAAGAAGCAACUCGAGGCCCGACGCGCAGAGAGACGGCGUUCGGAGCAAGAGGGAAAGGAUGUCGUCGACGGCAAGUCGGUCGUCGCGCAGGCCAUCCAGAACUUACCCUCGUUGAACCCUGCAUUGAACGCCAAGGCGACUCAGGAGCGAGAAAAGGUUGCCGCCAGAAUCGCUGGUAAGCCGCAGAAGAGGCGAGUACGGUAA
Aspergillus tanneri is the source of this 1179-nucleotide messenger RNA. It is a transcript of the gene RSM24, whose product is annotated as mitochondrial 37S ribosomal protein mS35. Bases 1 to 1179 code for a protein of 392 amino acids. Gene Ontology annotation, molecular function: structural constituent of ribosome. The transcript has a single exon. Gene Ontology annotation, cellular component: mitochondrial small ribosomal subunit. Lineage: Eukaryota; Fungi; Ascomycota; Eurotiomycetes; Eurotiales; Aspergillaceae. Gene Ontology annotation, biological process: mitochondrial translation. The record is from RefSeq and is a predicted model, not a curated record.